Messenger RNA from Pseudonaja textilis, 1090 nucleotides. NCBI's taxonomy places the organism in Eukaryota, Metazoa, Chordata, Lepidosauria, Squamata, Elapidae. The record is from RefSeq and is a predicted model, not a curated record.
AAAACCCAUGAAUCCUUCUUUCGCCCUGAACCUCGCGGUUUCCAACGUGAUUUGUGCGCUCGUCUUUGGCCAUCGUUUCUCCACAGAAGACGAGACUUUUCACCACCUGCUGGAAGCCAUUGAGAAGAUUUUCAAUGCCUCUGACAAUGUCGCGAGUAACCUGUACAAUAUUUCCCCCUGGAUUAUGCGGCAUAUUCCAGGACCUCAUCAGAAGGCAUUUUCCUCACGUGACUUUGUUCAGUCAUUCAUAAGAGAGGAGAUCAAGAAGCACCAAGAAGCAGAACAUCAAGAAAAAGAACAAGACUUCAUUCAUUUUUACCUGGCUGAAAUAGAGAAAACGAAAGACCAACCCAAGUCACCCUAUGAUGAAAAGAACAUGGUUCAGAGCAUCUUUGAUCUCUUCCUGGGGGGAACAGAGACAGCAGGCAUCACUCUCUCCUGGGGAUUGUUAUAUAUGGUGCUUUAUCCUGAUAUUCAAGCCAAAGUUCAACAGGAAAUAGAUACAUUCCUAAUACCGGGCCAGUCAGUCUGUUACGAGGAUCGCAAGAAACUUCCGUACACAAAUGCUGUGGUGCACGAAAUCCAGCGUUUUAGCAACAUCAUUUCGACUGGAAUGCCUAGAUACUGCCUAAGAGACACAAAGAUCCAGAAAUUUCUCAUUAGAAAGGGUACCACCGUCUUCCCAAACAUGGCUUCGGCCUUGUAUGAUUCCAACGAAUGGGAGACUCCCCUCACGUUCAACCCAAACCAUUUCCUUGACGAGGAUGGGAAUUUCACCUGCCGAGAAGCUUUCAUCCCAUUUUCUAUAGGUCAUCGAGUAUGUGUGGGAGAGAAUUUGGCAAAAACAGAGCUCUUCCUGUUCUUUAGCAACCUUAUGCAUACAUUCAAUUUCUACUUGCCCAACGGAUCAAAAGAUAUAAAACUUGACCCGGUUGGGGGAGGCACUCUGAAGCCCCGUCCCUUUGACCUCUGUGCAAUUCCUCGAUAGGCCCAUAUGUCAGUCCUGAAUGGCAGCUGUGGAUACUGGGACAGGGAAUCCAAGCAGCUGGAUUUCGUCUACUCCAACUUUUUGUCUGAAAAUAAAGCAAGU